AUGGCAAGGUUAAUCCGCAUAGCGCAACCGAAAACCGCAGACGAUAUCAUGAAUGCCAGUGAAGUGGCGAGCGUAAGUAGAAUUAACGACAACGAGGCCCAAUUGCGGUAAGUAAGUACGCGGAUUAACAAGAAGUAAACAGAAAUAAGCGGUGGAGGAGACGUGGCAGCAGAUGGCGUACGAGUUGGCGUAAUAAAAAAGAUAACAACAUAGCUAGCAACCGUGGAAGUUCCGAAAAAAAGAGUAAAGCAGGGCAAACGCCAUGGCCGAUUUUAUUAUCGGCGUAUUAGUUGUCUUCAUUUGGACCGCGGACUGCAAGGAAGCCGACAACGGCAGCUCCGAUAAUCAUUCAGCCAAAGAAAUUUGAGGAAAUCCAGGAUGUGAUUCAGUCGUCUAAACUUCUGCAGUAUUGCAAGCUAAGGGACGGCUGGCCUCGAAAGUAAUAUGUUGAUCACGCGUGCCAAUGCGGUCGCGACUACCGCAACAUCAGACGGAAGGCUAACAAGUAUACUAACCCUAAGACUAACCAUAGCUCUAAGCAUAACCCUGAUACUAAACGUAAAGCGAGCCCUAACCCUAAUCCUCACAUUGACCCUAAUCCUAACCCUACACAUAAACCUAACCCUAACCCUAGACCAAAACCUAACACUAGCCCUAACCGUAACCCUAGCCCCAGCCCUAAACCUGACCCUACGCUUAACAUAAACCUAACACAAAACCUAAUACUAAACCUAAGCCUGACCCUAAACCUAACCCUAGCUCUAAACCUCACCCAAGCGCUAACCCUGAACCUAACCCUAGCACUAACCCUAACUCGAACCCUAAACGCAACCCUAAACCUAAUCCUAACCCUAAUCCUAAUCCUAAACAUAAACCUAACCCUAACCUCAAAACUAACCAUUAUCCGACCCGAACCCUAGCCCUAAAACUAAACCUAAACCUAACGCUAACCCUAAACCUACAAUUAAACCUAAAACUAAGCCUAGCACUAAACCUAACACGCCUUAACCCUAACCCUAACCCUAAACAUAAAAUGAACCCUUAUCCUAAUCCGAACCAAAUCUUAAAGCAACGCCUAACCCCAAUCCUAAUCCGAACCCUGACAGUAAACUUAACCCUAACCCUAAUACUAACCCUAACACUAUUCCUAAACUUAAUCCUAAACCUAACCUCAUCCCUAACACUAAUUCUAACCCUAAACCUAGCCCUAACCCUAGCCCAAACCUAGCCCUAACCCUAAUUCUACACAUAAACCUAACCCUAACCGUAACCCUAAAGCUAAUCCUAAAAAUAAACUUAACCCUAACCCUAAACCCGAAACUAAAAUUAACCCUAGACGUAACCCUAAACCUGACCCCAACCCAAAAAACUUACCCUACACUUAGCCCUAAACCUAACCAUACACUUAACCCUAAUCCUGAACCUAACACUAACCCUAACCUUACAAUUAAACCUAACACUAACCCUGGCACUAAACCUAACCCUAGCCCUAACCCCAACCCUAAAACAAACCCAAAUCCUAAUCCGAAUGCUAACCCUAAACUUAACGCAACACAAAUCCUAACACUAUUCCUAAACUUAACCCUAACACUAACCUCAUCCCUAACUCUAAUACUAACCCUAACCCUAGGCUCAAACCUAGCCAUAACCCCAACGCUAACCCAAACCCUAAACCUAAGCCUAAUACUAAAAUUAAUCACAAACUUAACCCUAAACCUAACCCCAGCCCAACAACUUACCGUAAACAUAACCCUAACCCUUAACCCUACACGUAACCCUAACCAUAACCCUAAUUUUAACCCUGACCCUAACCUUAACCCUAACCCUAACCAUAACCCUAACCCCAAACCUGACAUUAACCAUAACCCUUAUUCUAACCCACAGGACCUGGCAGUCGAGACCAUCGAACUACUCCUACGAGAGAAAUACGACGAAACGGAGAAUCGCCUCGGACACGCCCAAAUCAUCCAGCUCCUGAAGUUCUGUCUCAAGACGUACUUUACGUUCGACGGAACAAUCUACGAACAGGUGAAGGGAACGCCAAUGGGCUCGCCGAUUUCGGGACUCAUAGUCGAGGCGGUCCUGCCACGGCUGGAGUCGCUGGUUUUCCGACACCACAGACCGAAAUUCUGGGCUCGGUAUGUGGAUGGCACCUUAGUCAUCGAACGGAAUCAGGUGCUGACGUUCAAAGAACAUCUCAACGCCGUCUUCCCGGACAUUCAAUUCACGAUGGAGGAGGAGAAAAACAACCAGCUGGCCUUCCUGGAUGUCCUCGUCUGCCGCAAAGAUUGUGGCGGCCUAAAAACCAAAGUGUUCGUGAAAGCCACAAAUACGACGCAAAUACUGAACUUCAAUAGCAACCACCCGAUCAGUCACAAACGCAGUUGCGUAAGGGCGCUAUACCGGCGCGUUGAGACGCACUGCAGUGAAAUUGAAGACAAGGUUGCUGAAUUACAAUACCUUCGACGGGUAAUGAGAGCCACUGGUUACCCGCAUAACUUUCUCAACCAGUGCAUACGAAAAGGACACCAGAGACCAAAUCCACCCGGUCCCAAAUUUUGGCGGGCCCUUCCGUAUGUGAAAAACGUCUCGGAAGCCGUCUGUCGUCUUCUCACUCCACUUGGAGUUGGGGUUGCAACAGGCCGGAAGCAACCAUUAGGCGCAAGUCAUGAGGCCAAAAGAUCCGCUGCCACGACAAGAAACGUCUGA
Messenger RNA from Spirometra erinaceieuropaei, 2709 nucleotides. The record is from the annotation of a GenBank genome assembly. NCBI's taxonomy places the organism in Eukaryota, Metazoa, Platyhelminthes, Cestoda, Diphyllobothriidea, Diphyllobothriidae.